Molecule: messenger RNA, 945 nt
Organism: Staurois parvus
Lineage: Eukaryota; Metazoa; Chordata; Amphibia; Anura; Ranidae
Source: the annotation of a GenBank genome assembly
AUGGAGUUCGAUCUGCGGGAAUAUUUUCGGGCGGCUUUCGAAGACAAGCUGCUAGUGCGAAUGCCAGAUCGGGAGGAUGAUUUCCUAACUCCAGCUACCCGUCUUCUAGAAAAGAGACGAGAGAUGAUUGAAGUUGAGCAAGCUUUAAAUACACAGAAAGAGGAAUUCCAAAUGAAAACAGAGAGCCUUCAGCAGCGUCGUGCAGAAUUGGAACACAAGGAAGAGAAACUUAAGGAUUCGUUGUUUAAAUUUGAUAAGUUUCUCAAGGAAAAUGACUCAAAGCGUAAACGCGCACUGCGAAAAGCAACUGAGGAGCAACAGCUGGCAGCUCAGAAAGAAAGGGAAGCCAUACGUUUACAGGUGAAAAACAAGCAGCUGCAAGUAUGUAAGGAGAGACUGCUGCGUAGACAAGAGAAAACCAGUAUAUACCAAAACUACCUGCAGAGAGUACUGGAAAGGACUGAAGAGUUCCAAGAAGUACAGGAAAUGAUAGACCGGUUCAACACCUUAAUGGCUACGCAAGACAAGUUGCUAAAGCGGGAGCUUGAAAAUCAGGAGAAUACUGAAAAAGAAAAGGCACGACUGCUGCAUUAUCAGGAGGAAGCCCGCAGCCAGAUCCUGGAGCUCAAUAACCAGCUGGCUGAUCUACAAGAAGAGCUGGAGAGAGCAAGAGCUAUAGAGCUGGAAUGGGAGUCUCGAUGGGCACAAAUUCAAAACACCGCAGCUGAAAAUACAUUACGAUUGGGUCGCAUCAGAAUGGCAACUCUGAAUCUCUUCCAAAUCAUCACAAAGCAGAUGCAUAUGAAGUCUGAUGCAUCUAUAGAAGACACUGAAAUGCAGCUUGAAAAGAUUAAGAUCUGCUUUGUGGACCUUGAUGCCAUACAUAAAGACCUAAAGAAGGCUGAAAUAAAUCCACAGACACCAGCCAUGUCUUCUGCCAACUGA